AUGAAUAAAUCUUCAGUGAAAUACAACACGCCUGAAGCAUCCACCAAUUCCACAACUCAUUCCAUUGGGCUAAUGAACAGCCUGGACAUUGGGAACAUGUGUUUGUACAGCAUCAAUUUCCUAUUUGGUCUUCCUGCACACUCCUAUGUUAUAUGGCUCAUUGUGAGAGGAACUGGAAUUGCAUCAGGAUUCUUCAGCCUCAAUCUCUCUGUUUGUGAGAUUGGUAACUGCUUGAAUAGUUUGUUCUCUGUUGUGUCAAUUUGGUUCAAAAGUCUUUCAACCUUUGCUAUGUUUUUAUCAGGACUAGUCUUCACUGGUCGUCCCCUGUUUCAGUGUCUGAUAUGUGUUGAGCGUUACCUGGCAGUGGUUCAUCCUGUAACUUUUCUAAAGUUCAAACCUCUCAGAUACAGAGUGAUCUGUUCCACUGCUGCGUGGAUCAUUACUCUUGGGGCCUGUUUGUUCUGCAUGUUUUGUUUAGUCUCACUUAACAUGUAUGCACAAACAUGGUUCUACUGUAUGCAGUUCUUGUCCAUCCUCUUCAUACAGUUGUUUUGCCUUUUGGCUGUUCUCAGAGCUCUGAAGCAGUCAGGACCAGGAGAGAGAGGGAGAGAGAGAGGGGAGGAAAACCACAUGAAGAGAAGAGCAUUUUAUAUCAUUCUAAUAACUACUGUGAACAUGGUUAUCUUAUAUCUCCCAUUUAUUAUCUCAGGACUAUUUGUUAUUCUGACAAAACAGUACAUUGAGGCACUUUGGCUCACAGGUUUGAUUUCUUAUGUGCUGGCUGGUUUUGUGCAACCUGUUCUUUAUCUGCACUGUGCUGGAAAACUCCCCUGCCUCUGUUCACCAUAA
Myxocyprinus asiaticus (Chinese sucker) is the source of this 849-nucleotide messenger RNA. Its product is annotated as hydroxycarboxylic acid receptor 2-like. Gene Ontology annotation, cellular component: membrane. The record is from RefSeq and is a predicted model, not a curated record. Gene Ontology annotation, biological process: phospholipase C-activating G protein-coupled receptor signaling pathway; positive regulation of Rho protein signal transduction. The coding region runs from base 1 to 849 and encodes 282 amino acids. NCBI's taxonomy places the organism in Eukaryota, Metazoa, Chordata, Actinopteri, Cypriniformes, Catostomidae. Gene Ontology annotation, molecular function: G protein-coupled receptor activity. The transcript has a single exon.